This is a messenger RNA of Aspergillus niger, 708 nucleotides long. RefSeq lists its product as uncharacterized. Gene Ontology annotation, molecular function: COPII receptor activity. Lineage: Eukaryota; Fungi; Ascomycota; Eurotiomycetes; Eurotiales; Aspergillaceae. The transcript is spliced from 2 exons. Gene Ontology annotation, biological process: endoplasmic reticulum to Golgi vesicle-mediated transport. The record is from RefSeq and is a predicted model, not a curated record. Gene Ontology annotation, cellular component: Golgi membrane; COPII-coated ER to Golgi transport vesicle; endoplasmic reticulum membrane. Bases 1 to 708 code for a protein of 235 amino acids.
AUGUGGAUCCUACCCUUGGUAGGGUAUUUGGGGGUCAUUGUCGGGUUCGCUUUCCUUACCUUAGCGAUAGCCUCCGGCCUUUACUACCUCUCGGAGCUUGUGGAGGAGCAUACAGUUCUUGCCCGUCGGCUGUUGUACCGGCUGAUAUACAGCAUCAUCGCCGUUCAGAUCCUCCUCUACGUAUUUGACCGAUUUCCUUUCUCCUUGACCGCCCUCAGCAUCGGCUCGCAUAUCGUAUAUGCCAGCAAUCUCCGCCGGUUCCCCAUAGUCAAGUUGUCCGACCCUCUCUUCAUCCUGUCAUGUGGGCUCGUCGGUUUGAAUCAUUGGCUUUGGUUUCGCCAUUUUUCACAGCCAUUACCUUCAUCGCGCGGCGCCACAAGCUGGCGCCAGCCGUAUCAGAUUAAUGUGGAGGAUAUGCCCACCUUCACGGAGGUUGCGUCUUACUUUGGACUCUGUGUCUGGCUGGUACCAUUUGCGCUCUUCGUCAGCCUCAGCGCGGGCGAUAAUGUCUUGCCUACUAUGGGCUCCGAGUAUGCCACAGGUGACCGUGUGCCUACUUCGGGGUUUACCCCGGGUACGUUUUCGUCCGAUGGCAAGUCCAAGAACAAGGGAAUGGCCAAGGCCCUGGUGGAUGGUGUGCGGGACUGGGUUAAGGAUAACGGGGAAUUGAUGGGUUUCUGGAAAGGUGAACGGGCAAAAGGCUUCUAG